Molecule: messenger RNA, 1779 nt
Organism: Daldinia vernicosa
Lineage: Eukaryota; Fungi; Ascomycota; Sordariomycetes; Xylariales; Hypoxylaceae
Exons: 2
Coding region: 325-1629 (434 amino acids)
Source: RefSeq, a predicted model, not a curated record
CGUCUUAUUGGCUUCCAAGAAGAGCAUCGGGAUGUAUCGUUCAUAUUAAGUUACCUAUGUCAUACGGACCCUGCUUGGGCUGAGACUCAUUCCCUCGGGGCCAAGACUAGGUAGUCGUCGAUAGAUCCAAUGCCACAUAGCUUGCCUCACUUCUUGUUGGUAGAUGCUGCAUGGAGCUGGGCUUCUGAUACAUGAGGUAUCUAGAUGGACCGUUGCACGCGGAGCUCCCCUUUCGCCGCACAUGUGUGUGUAUAUAUAAGACGGCACAUCUAUAAAUCGAUCCAACUUUUCAACUUAAAGCUUACGGUUCACAAAUCUUAAUCAAUGCUUAUACGUUCCUACGACCAAACCCUCCAAGCAUCGUCUCGCCGUCAGUCGACAUUCAAUAUGGCGCCCUCGACCGUAGUCUUCGAUUAUAGGGGUCAGAUAGUAGAUAACUGCGAGUUCUUUUUAGCCAAACAUGACGUCGUCUCCGUAGUUACCGUCAAAGACGUUCUGGGAGAUUAUAAAGCAUACGCGAUUCGGUCCAACCAAAGCUCACGGGAUGCACUUCUCUCCUCCGAACCCCGUGCUACGCCUCUACUCGCCGUAGAAUCUCUCCACACAAAGUCGUGCGAGGCCGUCCAGCAAUUCAUCACUACCAAUGGGUUCUCCUUUCCCCCGGACUCCAAGAAAACUAGGUUUGAUGACGAGGACGAAGAUGAGGACGAGGAUGAGGAAGAUGGGAAUGACGACGACGAUAUAGCUUCUAUCUUCUCCAAUAUCCUAUCCGAUCGUCCCGCGCUGUCAACCGCGGCCCCGUCUUACAAGGCCAGCUCGGAUAGAGAGGUUAAAAUGACGCCUGCCACGUCCGCGCCCACGGUUCCCGUCACUUUUUACGGCCGCGAGAUCAGAGACGAGAGAAGCAAUAAUAAUAUUAGCAAGCCCCGCACCAACCCACCACCACCCCCACCAGGUCGCCAGUCCCCCGAAGCUUUCAUAUUCCCCAACAUCCGGCCCCCCUACACGCUAUCCCAAGCAGAAGAGCUGGUCAUGGAGCUUAUGAACGGCCCCCUAUCCAACAACUACCCACGCUUUCCCGGCCCCCCGCCGCCACCACCCCCACCGCCCGGAUACAACAACACCGCCCCCAAGCCCCAAGCCGCCAUCCCCUCCUGGCCCCCUGCCGCCGCGCGCGGCCCGUCCAUCCCACCGGCAAACUUCUCGCCCCCGGGGGCCUCGCGCGGUAGCCUACCGCGCGGCCAGGGCCAACCCAGCGCGUUCCCGCCCCAGCCACGGCUCUACGACAUCGCGCUGACGAUACGCUGGCUGGGCCACGGGGAGGCGCGGGUGCUGGCGAGCUGCAAGGCCAGCGUGACGGCGCUCAAGAGCACGGCGGUGACGUACGUGACGCGGCACGCGGGGGCGUUCGACAAGGAGGGGCAGCCGCCGAACAGGAAUAAUCCGAAGUGGAUGGGGUGCGUGCGGCUAAGGCGGGCGAGUAUUCGGAAUGUGAAUGAUGAGGAGUACGAUUUGAAUAUGGAGCUGUAUCAGGAUGAUGACUUGACGCGGUUUUGCGCCGGGAGGGGGAUCCCGAGGUUUGAGGUUGAGGUGGAGGAUCAGGAUCGGGUUGUUGAUGGGGGGGUUUGAAUGGGAUGGAUGGAUGGAUGGGGUGGGUGAAGGUGAAGGUUGGGGUGAGAUGAUAUGAGAUGGUGCGAUGUGAUACGAUACGAGACGAGACGAGACGAUACGAUAUGGUGCCGACCAGGUUAGAUAAAAGCGCUUGAGCUUUGAGUUGAU